AUGGGCCUCAAAUGGCUAUUUGUAGUGGCGUGCACGCUAGCAUGCGUGAGCGCCGAUCGCGGUGGAUCAUCGCUACGAGGUGCGCUUGAAGCGCUGCAGCGGCGCCAGCGCGGCCGUAUGCAUGGACCCAUCCUACCACAACCCGACUACGAUGCCCUCUAUGAAUUCGUACCACCGCAAGGAUACCCUGAACCUGACUAUGCUGUUGAUGUCGAAGACAUUGAUGAGGAACCUAACCCAAAAUACAUCGUCAAACUUCUAGAUGACAACGAAAGGCCACCUGAGGCCUAUGAAUACAAACUAAUAAAGAAGAAGAACACGGCCAAUACUGCUGCUAAGAAAGAAUCAGCGUUCCGGGAAAGGAGCCAUCACUCCGAUAAUGACCGACUUCGUGAAUUAUUCAUGGAUAAAAAUGAAGGUGAAGAAAAGAAGGAACUUGACGAUGCACCUGACAAUGAUGCUGAGUACGCACUACUCUUGGGACAACUUUGGUCAAAAUACAAAUACAACAAAGAACACGCUAACAAUGUUGAAACUGCACCUCAAGGAGUUGUAAAACUUUAUAAAGAGAAAAUUGUCAAGAAGCGAUAUCCAGAUAAUUGGGGUCCUAUUGCUUUUAAAAGGAAGCGCAGUUCUGAUCCUGACUCCGAUAGGCCGAUAGUGUUUGAUUACGAAGGUAGGAAAAACAGCCCAGGACCUGUAGUAGAUCCUAAUUACAAUGCGUAUGAUGUUUCUGAUGAUGAUAAAGAUGAUCUUCGUGAAGAAUAUGCCAUCGCGUUCCAGCCACUUGAUGAUGACAGCUUGUCUGAUCUAGCGGAUGAAGAUCAAUACACUUAUGACGCAGUUGAGAAGCGCUUCCCAGUAACAAAACGCAGUAGUGGCUCUUACAACCUCAAUACUCAAAAGAAAAGAUUUGCCCAAAACCAAAAUAAACGUGACACGGCCAAGUCAUUCCGAAGCAGUGCCGGAACAGAUCCCAAACUUAUAAAGGAUCUUUCAAAAAUCUUCGGUGACUCUGAAAUUGAGAUUAUUAAAAAUCCAGUAAAACGUAAUACUGAUCAUGAAGAACACGAGCAUGAAGUAAAGCCACCAAUGCUAACACCCGUUCAUAAUUUGACUCAUGAACAUAACAAUACUGCUGUACAUGAUGAUAAUAGCCACGAACAUCACGGUCACAGCAUUCAUCAUCCGGGAAUUUCUGGCAAAGAAGUAGAGCACACACAUGAACAUACUCAGGGACACAGCCAUGGGCACGAUCAUGAUCAUACUGAAGAAAAGAAACAGAGCGACAAAGAUAAGCCACUUAACAUCCGAAAAAAAUCUAUCGAUUGGUCCGAUUACUUCGGAAUUGACAAGCGUAUUAACAAACAGGUCUCUUUUGUAAAUGGUUUAACUCAGGACAGACUGAGGAAGCAGUACUUUGAUACCUUUAACAAAGAAGUAAUUUACCCUGUGAACUCAUACCGCAAACAUAGCAACGUUAAAAGGAAUUAUGUCGAAACUAAACCCAACGAAGAAACUGAAAUUCAAAUAGAUAGAGCUCAUCUUGCCGUCAAAAAUGACGACAAGAGGAGUGCCACUGAUAAUGAUUCUAAACUUGACAACAUCGACAAGAAGUUACGAAACAUGGAAGGAUUAAUUGUGGAUGAAGCUUUACAUUAUUCAAACGUUGGAGAAGAACUCGAUUCUAAGGAGGAGCAAGAGAUGAAGGAAAAGUUGCUGUCUCGAUUAGCUGCUGCUUACAGCUUGGAAAAGAUGAGGAAAGCUUUGAAAGAAUUUAAGCAGAGUCUGCAAAUCCAAAAAACAAAAUCUAAUGCAGCACCAUCUCCGAUUCCCACCGAUGAGGCUAAGGCUAAGCGCGUGGCAGUAAAGAAAGAGAAAGUGGAAUUAAUGACCAAUGACAUUCCUGGAUUUGAGAAGACUAAUGACUUUGAAGAUGAACAAGGAGCUGGCCAUUACUUGAAUGGAAAAAUUGAGGAGCAGUUCUCCGAAGGUUACAUGGGCGGUAGCGGACGACACCGCAACCCUGUUUUAGCCACAGUUGCUGCAUCUGGGGCCUGUCCGGUUCUUGCCAAAAUUGUUCAACGUUGCCGAGGAGUAGACUUGCUGGCAGGAGACCGCGGACAACUGUUCCUACCGCUCUGCAGCUUACAUCAAAUCUGCUACCUUUGCGGAGAGGCUCCACCAACGACCUGCGACCUGGUAUUCCUGUCUGAAGCUGAUACGACUUGUGAGGGAGAUAUGAGUUGCCAGCGAGCUGCUCGCUCUGCACUGAUGGCUCUGCGGGAACUCCACGACAACCUGGCUGACGAGCUCGACGGAGAGUGCGAGGCCAGUCCCUGCUUGCCAGCCACCCUCAAGCUCAACCUGGGCUGGCAGCGAGCCUUCCAGCGAUAA
Molecule: messenger RNA, 2397 nt
Organism: Spodoptera littoralis (African cotton leafworm)
Lineage: Eukaryota; Metazoa; Arthropoda; Insecta; Lepidoptera; Noctuidae
Source: the annotation of a GenBank genome assembly